Messenger RNA from Gregarina niphandrodes, 918 nucleotides. RefSeq lists its product as hypothetical. Lineage: Eukaryota; Apicomplexa; Conoidasida; Eugregarinorida; Gregarinidae. The record is from RefSeq and is a predicted model, not a curated record. Bases 1 to 918 code for a protein of 305 amino acids. The transcript has a single exon.
AUGUCCACAGUUGCUUCGCCGGUGUCUAGCAUGAUUGACACCUCGAUGACUUGCGGCGUGGGCGCCGCGGGUGUGACUACAGUUGAGAAGUUGCAGGAGUUGCAGCUUUUGGAGUCUUACGUUCGUUACAUGGCAUUGGAUAUACCGAUGUUGAAUGCUGCUAAGAGUGAGCGUGAGUGGGAUUGGUUUUUUCACAAGCUGGAAGAAGGGUUCAUGGUGGCUGAUGUUACCAAUGAUCAGAUGAAGCGGAAGUUGGCUAGAAGGUUCAUGCGUGGGCGUCAAUUGGCUGUGUGGUGUGAGUUGUCUUCCGAGGUUGUUGGGAGACAGCCUUUGAAAGGAGAGGGUGCUGCAGCUAGCGAAUGUACCACACAAGGCGAAAGCACGACACAAGGCGAAAGCACGACACAAGGCGAAAACACGACACAAGGCGAAAGCACGACACAAGGCGGCGCUAAGACUACCACAUACGAGAGCAUUCGUGAUGAGAUGUACCGCAAGUUCUUCCCGCACUCUGAGUACUUUGAUUCCCUGUUGGAACUCUACUCUGGCCAUCGCGAGGUGGAAAGCGAGGCACCCAGACGGAAGAUGUCCUUGAUUGGUGUCAAAUCUGUCAUAGGAAUUGCAAAAGAGACCAUGCAGAGAGUGGCCGUUCGGUAUGGUCGUGAUAUGCCCCCUGAAUCUUACUGGCUAGACUUUGCCGAACGCUUAAUGACACCUGGUGUUAAAGAAGUAUUCGACUCUCAGAAACAUCAGAUGGCUGAUACCAUGCCCAUCGAGGAAAUGCUCAGCCUGAUCAAAGAUCCAAAUGCCCGAACUCUAAGAGCGCCGCACAAAUUUAGGAAAGGCGCACGCAGGAACAAUAAAAAAAAGAUGACCACUACAACAACAAACAGCUCUAUCACCAAUAACGAAAAUUAG